Carlito syrichta (Philippine tarsier) is the source of this 451-nucleotide messenger RNA. Its product is annotated as mas-related G-protein coupled receptor member X1-like. Gene Ontology annotation, cellular component: membrane. Gene Ontology annotation, molecular function: G protein-coupled receptor activity. The annotation marks the transcript as partial. NCBI's taxonomy places the organism in Eukaryota, Metazoa, Chordata, Mammalia, Primates, Tarsiidae. Gene Ontology annotation, biological process: G protein-coupled receptor signaling pathway. The transcript has a single exon. The record is from RefSeq and is a predicted model, not a curated record.
UUGGUGUCAGACGAUUGAUUUCCUCUCUGGCUCUUGGCUAUUGUUUUUAUUUGUGGUUCUUUCUGGGUCCAGCCUGGCACUGUUGCUCCGGAUUCUCUGUAGCCUCCGGAAGAUGAAGCUGACCAGGCUGUAUGUGACCAUCCUGCUGGCAGUGCUGGUCUUCCUCCUUUGUGGCCUGCCUGUAGGCAUCGAAUGGUUUUUAGUAUUCUGGAUUCAGAAGUUUGAUGCAUUCACUUGUCGUUUUUUUGAGGUUUCAGAUGUCCUGUCCUGUGUUAACAGCAGCGCCAACCCCAUCAUUUACUUCUUUGUGGGUUCCUCUAAGCCGCGUCAAAAUAGGAAGUCCCUCAAGCUGGUUCUCCAGAGGGCUCUGCAGGACACUGCUGAGGUGGAUGGAUGUGGAGGCAGCCUUCCUCAGGAAUCCCUGGAGAGGUCAAGAAGCAACCUGGGGUAG